Oryzias melastigma (Indian medaka) is the source of this 3078-nucleotide messenger RNA. It is a transcript of the gene vapb, whose product is annotated as VAMP (vesicle-associated membrane protein)-associated protein B and C. Gene Ontology annotation, cellular component: endoplasmic reticulum membrane; plasma membrane. Gene Ontology annotation, molecular function: FFAT motif binding. NCBI's taxonomy places the organism in Eukaryota, Metazoa, Chordata, Actinopteri, Beloniformes, Adrianichthyidae. The coding region runs from base 234 to 965 and encodes 243 amino acids. Gene Ontology annotation, biological process: endoplasmic reticulum membrane organization. The record is from RefSeq and is a predicted model, not a curated record. The transcript is spliced from 6 exons.
GCAGAGGCAGUGACGUCACCAGCCUGACUCCCUUCCUGCUGCAUCACAGCAGCAUUUAGCAGCUCGAAUAGCACUUGUCAUUAGAGGCACGGGAUAUCCGCCACUAAUUCAUUGAUUUAAAAUCAGAAAGAGAGGGAGAGACCCGGCUGGCUUCAAGGUAUCAAACAACAAUUUAACCCGGGGUAGCCGAACGGGAUUGGUUACAGUUCGAUAACCCCUACAGCUAUUGGGAUAUGGCCAGGCCGGAACAGGUUCUGCUUUUGGAGCCUCUGCACGAACUCAAAUUCAGAGGUCCGUUUUCAGAUGUGGUCACUGCAAAUCUUAAGCUCUCAAACCCAACAGACAGGAAUGUGUGUUUUAAGGUGAAGACGACGGCGCCGCGCAGGUACUGUGUGCGGCCAAACAGUGGAAUCAUAGAUGCAGGCACCUCCAUUAAUGUUUCUGUUAUGCUGCAGCCUUUUGACUAUGAUCCCAAUGAGAAGAGCAAACACAAGUUCAUGGUCCAGUCCAUGGUUGCACCACCAGACAUGACCGACAUGGAGGGAGUGUGGAAAGAAGCAAAACCAGAUGAGCUGAUGGACUCUAAGCUGAGGUGUGUCUUUGAGAUGCCAGUGGAGAAUGAAAAAACGCACGACAUGGAGUUCAGCAAGAUCAUGUCGACCAGUUUGCUGAAGUCUGAAUCCUCUGCGUUGCCCACAAAGGCAGCAAGCUCCACCCUGGACAACGGGGAGGUAAAAAGGAUCAUGGAGGAGUGUAAGAGGCUGCAGAUGGAAGCUCAGAGGCUACGAGAAGAAAACAAACAGAUUAGAGAGGAUGAUGGUCUCCGGAUGAGGAAGAGUCACAUCAUGUCAUCACAGCAUGCUUCUGUUGCCAUGAAGAAAGAUGAAGGGUUCAGCACUCGCACAAUGGCCCUCAUCAUCCUCUUCUUUGUGGUGGGCGUCAUCGUGGGCAAACUGGUCUUGUAAAGCGCAGCAGUUCUGUCGGCCACAGCAUGCUUUCGGGGAUGAAACCAAACAUAGGAUCUGGGAUUCUUGGAUCAGGAAUGUCAUAUCUGUCGGGUCGGGGGUGGGUGGUACUAGUUUUGAUUUAGUCUCAUUUAUGUAAAAGAAAAAUCCUGUAUGAGAUGAAAUUUAAUGUAUGAAAGCAAAAAGAAAAAAAAUGACUCAUGAACAAAUGAAAACUGUUACAGGUCUUGUCUCUCCAUAAUCAUUACAUAAUCGGUCUGGCCUUCUUCCCAAAGUUUCAUGUAUUCAGAUGAUGCGUUCGAGGGUGGGGGAAAAUGAAGACUUGAUUAGAGCUUAUUUUCUAACACUAAACUGGUGUUGGUAUGACUGAGUUUGUCUGGGGUUGAGCGAAUGUCAUUCCGGUGUGUUAUUUUCUAAAGUUACACAGACAAAAUCCAGUAUAAAUGGAGUUGUGAUGGCCCCGCUCCACAGUAAAACCCUGGUGUUUGCUCCAGCAGAAUCCUCUUUAACGAACGGAUUUACAACAUGAAUGAUGCACACAGGUGGGGUGACACAGGGCUCUCACAGCUUCCUCCAAUCAGAGGCUCUCUUUGAUUGUACAACCACCUGGGUCUGCGUAUGAAACACUAACAUAAGCUUCUUUUCCGUGUGUUAGUUUGAUUUCCACCAUCCCCGUCACUCACUGCUCACCAUGUUUCCGUUUGGCUGAGGGGGGGUGUUUGCAUGCGUUCACAGAGUGUUGCAUUUGGACUUUUGAAUCUAAUUUAAUUGCUUUUAUAAUGGUGGAAAUUAUAUUUUGAUUGUAGGUUUGCACAAUUACAAUUUCAGAAUAUUUCUUUGUGUUUUCCGUUGCAGUUCUUCGGUUUUAUUUGAAUAAUUUUUUUCUGUGUAUGGAUGAAAAACAUCUAAGAAUAAUUGCAGCUACCUGGAUUGAAGUUCAGAUCCUUCCUGUAGAUUCAGAUGAACGCCUUGCCUUGUGACCUAUCGAGGCAAGUUAUUCUCAGGCCAAGACGGAGGUGCAUUUACAAUACAUCAGCUUGUACAGUGGACAGAAGGUGUAGAGAAAAUGGUUUCCUAUCAACAUUACAGUCCUCAUAUGUGUUAUAAACAAUGAUUUUAUGUUAUUUCCAACAUUUUUUUAACAUAUUUUUCCUGAUACAUUUGUUCUGUUUAGGAGCAAAUGUAUCUAAGAGAUGAGUGUUUUAGUAUCUGCCUUAACCUGCUUUCCUUAGCUCUUCUUUAGCCUCCACUUAGCUUUGGUAUUUUUUUUAUUGCUCAUUCAUCUAAAAUCUACAGCUGAAGUUGUAAUGGUUGUUUAUGCUGCCGGCUUUAUUGUGUCUCUGGGCAUUCUGCAGCAGGAAAUGAACACAGCACGGGGGUCCACAUCAUCAGGCUUUGCUUUUUUUUUGUAGAAAAAAAACAGAAAUCAUGUUUUGGGAAUUGUUUAACUUUUUAAAUUCUAUGGUAAUAAAUCACUGCUUUACAAUAUUCCAAAGAGAAUAAACAAAUUGUUUCUGUUCCUUGUGUUUAAGCCUAAGGGUUGAGAGGAAACUGAUACAAUGCUUCAUGUUUUCCGGUGGAAGCUAAAGAAGAAUCAAACUAGUGAGAACCUGAAAAUAAAAAUGUGUUUCUACUGUAUCUCUGAUGUGUUUUGGUUUGAGGAUGACCUGCUGCUUUUGAGCAAGGGCAAAGCUGUCCUGAGCUACAGAUCCAUCCUGGGUUGUCACAUUGUACUUGCAUAAAGUUGUUCUUGUUUAUUGUAUCCUGGUUGGAGUGUCACAUUCUACACAAGAACUGCUUCCAAACACCAAAUUACUUUGAACUCAUGUGAAUGAAUGUGUUACUUUGACACCGUCUCUGAUGACGUAAACGCCACCAGGCUGGAUCUCCUCCCAAGAAAUUCUCGAUGAUUAUCGAUGUGUAAACACUAACCGGUCCGGGCCUGAUUGUAAAGCGCACUCCACCAACCUGACCUGGAAUCUGACCAUCACCAUGAUCGAUGUAAACAGUCAAGAAACUGUUUUGUAUGUAUAUAAAUAAAGAAAUAAAAACGUCUAUCUGAGAAGAUGAUUAACCCUAAUCAAGUAGUAUGAUGUAAAAAAAAAAAAAAAAA